This is a messenger RNA of Elgaria multicarinata webbii, 1171 nucleotides long. RefSeq names its product ly6/PLAUR domain-containing protein 3-like. Bases 24 to 974 code for a protein of 316 amino acids. The transcript has 4 exons. Gene Ontology annotation, cellular component: plasma membrane. The record is from RefSeq and is a predicted model, not a curated record. Lineage: Eukaryota; Metazoa; Chordata; Lepidosauria; Squamata; Anguidae.
UGAAGUGUCAACGCUUCACCUCUAUGGUGCAACGCAAUUCCGAGGGAAAGAAAAGGUUUGGUUUAGACACAGAUAGCAGCAAUAUCACCUGCUCUGCUGAUGAUGUGCAGGUGCAGGUGCAACUCGAACUCAUAACAGGUGGAACUGCUGUGCUUGUGAGCCACCGGGAAUGUGUCCGCAAGGACCUUAAUAACAGAGAAGGCUCCACCACCACUGGUGAUCAGAACUUUGCCAUCCAAUCCAAUGUUAGCUAUUGUCUCUAUGACCUUUGCAAUGCAGAAAUGACAAGUGAAAAUGCCCCCAAGACCCCUGCAGGGGGCAAAGCACCUGAAACAAGCAGCUCCCUUGAGUGCUAUUCCGGCCUCAACUUUGACCGCACUGAACCUUUUUUGGAAAAAGUGAGGUGCAGCAAGGGUUAUAACCAGUGCUACCAAGGUGAAGGCAUGAUCACUGCAGGACUCCUCACCAUCCCCAUGUACAUCAGGACUUGCCAACGCCCAUCCUGUGCUGUGCCUCAGAGCCAAUCCUUUGGCCCCAUAAUGAUCACCAGUGAGGGAGGCUCCUGUUGCACCGGCAGCUAUUGCAAUGCGAAGGAAGUUGAAUCUCAGGCACAGAAAAGCAACUACUCAGUUCCUGCCAAUGGGUCUCACGGCGAGGGCGCUGUCAAUCACACCACCAAUUUUACUGAACCUCAUGUUGAAGAUGGCAUCAGCAGCACCUCUCCAGUGCCUGGAACGGGCAGUGUCACACCUGGCCACUCCUGGGAAACCAGCCCCCCCACGGCCACCCUGGAUUCAAAUUAUGACUAUGACGAAACAGAAGAUAGCGAUGGUAAUGAUGAGAAUGUGGACCCAGAAUCAUCUAACCCACGGCUUAUUCCUCGAACACGCGGCUCAGGUCCCAAAGGCCCCACCCUUCAAUGUUGUCCUCUUCUGGUAGUCCUUGGAAUCACAGUUUUUGGAGUAUGGUGGUAAGAAAUGGGGCUGGAGGGGUGGCCUUGUGACUCCUAGGUUCUGUGUUCAGAUUCAGGAGGUGUGUGUUGUAGAGAAGAAAGAAAAGACGGAAGUCAGAGCUCUGAGGUCUAUCUCAGCCCACCCACCCUCCACCCAAUUCUUACAUCAGUUGUGAGGGACACACAUUUACUUUUGCCAGGUUCAAAUUUGGCUGCAGA